ACCCCGUGACUUCUACUAAUUAAAGUCGUUGUCUGAGCUGAAGGCUGUGGUUUGUUUUUGUUUCUUUCCACAUUUCUUUCAAAAUCCCUGCUGAGUUUCAGUAUGAAGAGUUCCUGUCUAAUCGUCAUGUUGUUGCUGGGAACCGCACUGUCCCACUUGGGGUGUGCGGCUGCGCCAACUUUCGAUGCGGAGACAGAAUCCAAACUGAUGAGCGUUCUGAAAGCGGCAAAGGGGUUGAAGUGGAACAAACAGCUGGAAAAGGGCAUGGAGACUAUCGUAGAGGACGAGGAGAGUGACAAAGAUCCUGAAAAAGAGUCGGACACAGUCAAGGACGAGAUUGCCAUGGCGUUCAAGAGGGUCCUGAUGCUCGACCCAGCCGCAGAAUUACAGUUAAAAGAUCAGUUCAGAAGCAUCCUUGGGUCUGAGAAAGCCGAAGCAGUCUUCGAGGAGGCAGAGAAGAUAAUGAUGGAAGAACUUCAAGAGGAAAAGAAGAUCAACAAAGAGCUGGAUUUCAACAAGAACCAGAAGAAGGCCUUUAACAAGUUGGUGAAGGAUGUAGAGCACGGGAAAGAUCCGCUUCACGAACGUAAUAAGAUAGAGAAGAGAAUCAAAGAAGACGCCGCCAGGAUACUUUCCCUGUCUCCGGAUGAGCAAGAAGAAGAAAAGAGCCGGUUCUACGCUGAGUAUGGAGAGGAAACCGGAGAAAGAGUGUUCCAGGCGAUCAAAAUCAUCCACGAAGAGGCAGUAAAGAAAGGUGCUGCUACUAAAGUGGCGCAGGAGGAGCUGCACGGGCCUGCCACUGCUGCCAGCUGAGGGAGAAAGCAAGGGACCAGCGGGAUUUAAUAUUUAGCAUGCAACUCUAGUAUUCUGGACUGACUGUGAAACUUCAGAAACGUUUCUUCUUAGUAGAUUGACAAAUGAGAAAAUGUCUACAAAUAUGAUGUUACAGUAACAAAAGGUUAUCUAGGAAGCGAUUAGGUGUUUCCAGGGGCAGUUUCCUGAAAAUUUCAGACAUCAUUCUGGAUUAUAUUAUUGUCUUCCCCAAAAGAAUUUCGUGUAAGGUUUCUGGAAUAUUAAUUAGACUGU
Molecule: messenger RNA, 1086 nt
Organism: Branchiostoma floridae (Florida lancelet)
Lineage: Eukaryota; Metazoa; Chordata; Leptocardii; Amphioxiformes; Branchiostomatidae
Exons: 8
Coding region: 103-813 (236 amino acids)
Source: RefSeq, a predicted model, not a curated record